Messenger RNA from Xiphophorus couchianus (Monterrey platyfish), 2436 nucleotides. Its product is annotated as nuclear factor 7, ovary-like. The record is from RefSeq and is a predicted model, not a curated record. Bases 137 to 1513 code for a protein of 458 amino acids. NCBI's taxonomy places the organism in Eukaryota, Metazoa, Chordata, Actinopteri, Cyprinodontiformes, Poeciliidae. The transcript is spliced from 2 exons. Gene Ontology annotation, molecular function: protein binding; zinc ion binding.
CAGCUGUGAAGUUGGACCGAAACUUUUUCCGUCUCAAGAAGCGGCACCUCGCUGGAGCAGGAGGCUGCUGGUCGGUCGGUACUUGUCAGGAGUUAACCACAAGCCCGUCUCAACUUCAGCUGAUCCAAGUGACAUUAUGUCUUCCAUGUUAGAAGAGGAUCUCCUCUGUCCCGUCUGUCUGGACAUCUACAAGGAUCCUGUUUUCCUCCCAUGCAGCCACAGUUUAUGUAAAGCCUGCCUGUUGAACAUUAGGAGAGAGAGACGGGAGCCAUCAUGUCCAGUUUGUCGGAGAAGAUCUGCAGGUGGAAACCCACCAUGUAACCUGGCUUUAAGGAGGCUGUGCAACACCUUUCUGCAGGAGAGGAGCCGGAGAGCAUCGGAGGGUUUUUGCUCUUUGCACUUUGAAAGCCUGAAGCUGUUCUGUCUGGACCAUGAGCAGCCGGUGUGCCUGAUCUGCAGGGAUUCAGUAAAACACGCUGGACACAGAUUCAGACCAGUCAGUGAAGCGGUGUUAGAGAUUAAGCUUGAGCUUGAGCAAAACCUGAAGCGUUUACAAAACCGCAUGGCUGGUUUAAAAUGUUGCGAAGAACUCUUUCAUGACGGAGUGGAGCACUUAAAAAGUCAAACCCGAAACUCGGAGGGGAAAAUUAGGAAGCAGUUUAGGAAAUUUUUCCGGUUUUUAGCAGAUGAAGAGGAAGCUAGGCUAACUGCUGUGCGGAAAGAAGCGGAGCUGAAGAUUGGUAAAAUGGUGGAGCUGAUGAAGACUGUGAAGAAAAAUAUAUCAGGUCUGUCUGAAACAAUCAGAACCACGGAGGAUGAGCUGAACGCAGAAGACCUCUCACUCCUGCGAAACUUUAAAGCAGCAACAGAGAAAAUCCAGAACCAGCUCCGAUUGGAUCUGCCAGAUUUUCCCUCUGGAGUUCUCCUAGAUGAGGCCAAGCAUGUGGGGAACCUCAGCUUCAACAUCUGGCUCAAGAUGGAGAACGCGGUCACAUACACGCCUCUGGUUUUGGACCCGAACACGGCAGCUGCAGACCUGCUGUUGUCCGAUGACCUGACAUCUGUGAGGCGGGUGAAGUGGACCGUUGCUCCAUACAAUCCGGAGAGGUCUGCUUUGCUGUGCCACUCCGUCAUCAGCUCCAGGGGCUUUAACUCAGGAAUUCACAGCUGGGAUGUAGAGGUCAGAGGUGAAUCCUGGAAGGUUGGCAUGGUAGCAGAGUCAGCUGACGGCCCUGGUGUCGUAAAGCGGGAUUAUUGGGUUCUUCGUUUUAGUCGUGGCAAAUAUUCAGCAUGGUCUCAACGAAACGACCGCGUUGAGCCCAAAGUGACUAAGAAAAUACGGAGAAUCCAAGUCAAACUGGAGUGGGAAGCAGGAAAGUUAGCUUUUUCUGAUCCUUUAACAAGAACCGUCAUACACACCUUCACACACACUUUUACAAAUAAGAUGUUUCCAUUGUUUGACCAGGGGACUAAAAUUUUACCGUUGAAGGUAUCUGUGAGGGGUAGGUAUUAAAACUCAAGCUACAGAAAAUCACCGCCUUUCCUUUGCUUCAGUGUUUUUUAGUGAUUUGUAUUUUAUUGCUCUAAAUAACUUUACUCUUCUCAGAUUUUUGUCUGUCAUGUUUGAAGUGAAUUUGAUUGUGUAAUUCAAAAUUGUCAGAUUAUACAGUAACAAGAAAACUUCUUCAAAUUUACUUUCUUUGCACUAUCUCUUCAAAUUAUUUCUAACUUAUUUACUGAUGUAUUAUUUCAGAGUUUGUCAUGUAACAACCAAGAAAUGUGUUUUGUUACUCCUUUAAGUGUUUAUUUACUAUUAUCUGCCUCUUGUAUGUUGUGAAAUAAAAUCAUUUUUAUUCCCAUUUAAAUCAAAGUCAGAGUUUUUCAUUCCUUGAGGAUCUAAUCAACUGUCAUCUGAAUUCAACCUUUAGUCCAGAACUUUCAUGUGUCAAACAUAAACAUUUGGAGGUUUUUAACGUGCACUAAAGUAUGUUGAAUAGAGGAUAUAAUGGGCCUGACCAGUGAAGCCCACUGACAGAGAAAAUCAACAUUUUAUCACACCUAUCUAAAUGGUUGCACAUUAAAAAACAUAGACACAUUCUCAUUAAAUUAAGCUGGAUAGAUAUUUUUAAUGUAAGUAGGUAUUUUAAUAGCUGCACAGUAUUCUGUUGUAUUUCAUCCAUCCAUCCAUUUUCUAACACCCUUGUCCCUAGUGGGGUCAGGAGGGGUGCUGGUCUAUCUCCAUCUAAAGCUCCAGGCGAGAGGCGGGGUCACACUGGACAGGUCUCCAGUCUGUCCAGGGCAACACAGAGACAGACAGGACAAACAACCGUGCACACACACUCACAUCCUUACAAAAUAUCCCAUGAAAAUCAAGUGAUCACAUGUGGUACCCAUGUUCCACAUUUGGUUCCCAUUUUCCACAUGUGAUAAAGUAUU